Messenger RNA from Oreochromis aureus, 2120 nucleotides. It is a transcript of the gene capzb, whose product is annotated as capping actin protein of muscle Z-line subunit beta. Gene Ontology annotation, molecular function: actin filament binding. The transcript has 9 exons. Gene Ontology annotation, cellular component: cytoplasm; F-actin capping protein complex. The coding region runs from base 237 to 1055 and encodes 272 amino acids. NCBI's taxonomy places the organism in Eukaryota, Metazoa, Chordata, Actinopteri, Cichliformes, Cichlidae. Gene Ontology annotation, biological process: barbed-end actin filament capping; cell morphogenesis; actin cytoskeleton organization. The record is from RefSeq and is a predicted model, not a curated record.
GGGGCCUGUUUUUGUGACUGUAGCCUCCUUCCUGUAGCCCGGUUGAGGAAGUGAAUUUCGCUGACAGGGCUGGGUUCAGAGAGGGAGACGCGAACAAAACAUCUUCAUCACGGCUCUCAAAAAACAUCAAAGCAACAAGAGACAAAAGGAGCGACCUGUUAAACCAUAGUAAAGUUAGGGUGUACACUCAUUGGUGAAGUCGUCCUCUCUCCUGCCCAGCUGAGACCGCCGCAGACAUGAAUGACCAGCAGCUGGAUUGUGCUCUGGACCUGAUGAGGCGUCUGCCUCCUCAGCAGAUCGAGAAGAACCUCAGUGACCUCAUUGACCUGGUGCCCAGUCUGUGUGAGGACCUCCUUUCCUCUGUGGACCAGCCCCUAAAGAUCGCACGAGACAAAGUGGUGGGGAAAGACUAUCUGCUCUGUGAUUACAACCGAGACGGCGACUCCUACAGAUCCCCGUGGAGUAAUAAAUAUGAACCUCCCAUUGAAGACGGUGCAAUGCCUUCGGCCCGCCUGAGGAAACUCGAGGUUGAGGCAAACAAUGCCUUCGAUCAGUACAGAGACCUGUACUUUGAAGGUGGGGUUUCCUCCGUGUACCUCUGGGAUUUGGAUCACGGCUUUGCAGGAGUUAUUCUCAUUAAGAAGGCUGGAGAUGGAUCUAAGAAGAUCAAAGGGUGCUGGGACUCCAUUCAUGUGGUGGAGGUGCAGGAGAAGUCCAGUGGUCGUACCGCUCACUACAAACUCACCUCCACUGUCAUGCUGUGGCUCCAAACAACGAAAACUGGCUCCGGUACCAUGAACCUCGGCGGCAGCCUUACAAGACAGAUGGAGAAAGACGAGACGGUUGGAGAGUCCUCACCCCACAUCGCUAACAUCGGCCGCCUCGUUGAAGAUAUGGAGAAUAAGAUCCGCUCCACACUGAAUGAAAUCUACUUUGGGAAGACCAAGGACAUCGUCAACGGCCUGAGGAGUGUGCAGACUCUGGCUGACAAGUCAAAGCAGGAAGCUCUGAAGGUCGACCUGAUGGAGGCGCUCAAACGCAAACAUAACAGCUAGAGAUGCUACUGUUGUUUUCUUCUGUCUCUCUGUCUCUCUCUCUCUGCCUCAUCCCUGCCAUCUUUUCUCUGUUUCUUUACGUCUCUUCCUCCAUGCCUGUUUCAGUGCUGCACUCUUGUUUAUUUGUGGAAAAACAAAAAAGGAGAAAUGCUUAGCUUUUUUUUUUUUUUUUUUGUCUGGUUGUUUUCAUGCAUCUCAUCUGCCAUGAAGCCAUUCACUCACGCUCUGUUUGUCUUCUCCCCUCUUUUCACUCUCUCCCUCUCUCUCUCACUCUCUCUCUCUCUGUCCCAUGUUAUGAAUAUGAUAGUAUUACCACGGUUAAUGAUAAUCUCGAGAGUCACUCUAGUAAUAAUCCCUGAUGUUCUCACAGCUGAUAUGUCCUCAGUCUGUUUGUAACGAGCGACUCUGGCCCUGCUCUUCCUCUGUGACGAGGACACAGACUGUGCAGUAGGUGGUGGAGGCUUGGCAGUGGUGUCAUUAUUAUGUUCAUCAAAUUAUAUUCUUGCAACUAUCUUUUUUCUUUUUUUUUUUUUUCCUAUGGCACCCACCCACCCGACCCCAAACCCAAAUAUAUUUGUAUAGAAUUAAAACUGUCCAUGUAUAAAGAGUGGUUAUUCUUCUGGGCGAUAUAAACGGUGCAAAGACGAGGGCGGCCUUUCUGUGUGAACAACAACGUUUUUACACUUUAUUUCCACUCUGUCCACAUGCAUGAGAGCCUUUGUGGAGCUGCAGAAGGUGGAAAUGAAAACUUCCCAAACAUAGGGAUGGACUGUUGUUAUCACCGGGUACACCCUCGUCAUAAUCAACUCCCCCCCACACACACACACUGUAUAACAUGAGUUUGCUUCCCCUUUGUUCAGCCUGUUAACGUCUUCUCUAUCCUCACCUAUUAUGUCUUUGUUGGGGGUCACAGUUUGUCUUGGUGUCACGGUGGAAACCUUUGUUUCCAUUUUGGAGGGGAAUCUUUGUUGUUGUUUUGUUUUUUUUGUUUUGUUUUUAUUUUGUAAAGCUUAUGACUCAUAUUGUAUUAGAGCCUCCAGCAACAAUAAAAAUUGUAAAAAGCUA